Molecule: messenger RNA, 1779 nt
Organism: Saccostrea echinata
Lineage: Eukaryota; Metazoa; Mollusca; Bivalvia; Ostreida; Ostreidae
Product: ankyrin-2-like
Exons: 1
Coding region: 1-1779 (592 amino acids)
Cellular component (GO): cytoplasm
Molecular function (GO): protein binding
Source: RefSeq, a predicted model, not a curated record
AUGCUUCUUGCCGAUCAGACAAAGGGCUAUGAUAAGUGGACUCAUAAUGUCCGUGGUAUCAGUUGGGUCAUCUAUUAUGGUCAGGAUGAGCUGCUAAAAUCCAUUUUGAAGAUUGCAAAUGAAAACGGUAUGGAUGCCAGGGCAGUCCUAUUUAUGGGAACUACAACCACUGAAUCUGAAAAGGAAGCAAGCAGGUUACUGGUUCUUGCAUGUUAUGGGGGCAAUGAAGAUACUGUAAAAAUCUUGGUAUCACAUUUUAAAGCUAUAGACAUAAACAAACAUUCAAAGCAACCUUGUACAUCUGAUGACUAUCACGCAGAUACCCCUUUAACUGCUGCUUGUCGACGUGGACAUUUCCCAGUGGUCAAACUAUUGUUGAAAGCUGGAGCAAAUGUCAACCAAGUUAAUGCUUUCAACGAGUCACCUUUGUGUGCAGCCCUAGAAUCUAAGAAUAUCAUUCUAAUCAAAUUUCUACUUGAGAGAAAAGCAUCCCAAAGUUGGUCUACAUUAAGGCCUACGAAAGAACCAAUAGACAUUACUUUCCUUAAUGAAUUAAGAAAUGAAAAGCAAGAUGUCGAUACGUUGCUGCAGAUGGCCUCUAAAUCUGGCAAUGUUGGCACUGUCAAGUAUCUUCUAGAUGGCUUGACAGAUAGUGAUAAACAUUAUGAAUAUAAAACUUCGUCUUUACUUCUUGCUAUCAAACAUGGACAAAGAAAGAUAGUUCAAAUAUUAAUUGAAGCCGGUGCAGGAUCAAAGUGCAAUUCAGCUCUUAAUGCUGCCAUCGAAGAGGGAAACAAUGAUAUUGCUUUGGAUCUAAUAAAGCAUUAUAAAGUUUGCAAAAGAAUGAAAUCUGACUUGUCACCCCUCGUUCAGGCAGCUAAAUCGGGAAAUGUUACAAUUUUUAAAGAAUUGUUUAUCAACUGUUCGAAGGUGGAAUGUUCAUAUAUAGCUGAAAAAGUUCCAUUGCAAGGAGUAAUACUGAGAGGCCAUGUCGACGUUGCACUCAUGCUGAUUAAGCAUGGAGCAUAUGCUAGCAAGGAAAAUGCAAGAGAAUUUAAUCCAUUAUACAUCGCCUCAGAAAAAGGCUAUUCAUCUAUUGUAUUUGCUCUUAUUCACUCAGGGGCGAAACCUAAUGAGCGAUUAAAAAGGGGAAAUAAGGCUUUUCCUCUUUAUAUAGCUGCUAAGAAUGGUCAUACAAACGUUGUCAAAGUGUUACUUAAAGCAGGAGCAAACAUGGAAAUGAAAACUAAUGAAGGCUUUACAGCUCUUAAGAUAGCAAUAUUGGAAAACAAACCAGAUGUUUCAAGAUGUUUGGUCGAUGCCGAAAAUUUGAAGGAAAACUUGCGGGGAAACUAUCACCUUUUUGAGACCUUGCAAAGCUUUAGAAGAGCACAGUUUCAUCUAAACGAGUUUGACAACAUCGUUCCAAAAAGAAAAAUCAAUUUUCUUGUGCAAAAUAAUGGGGACAUGAUGGAAAAUAUCAUAUGUAAAGAUUACAUACAUCUCAGACAUAUGAUAGAUCUUGGAUUAGACCCAAAUGAUAACUUAGCAAUAUAUGAGGAUUCUUCGAGAAAUACGUAUAAGAAAUCAUUGUUAUCCCUUUUCAUAGAUAAAUGGCUCAAAUCAACACAGAGAAUAAAGAAGAUAGAACUAUUAGCCCAACGAGGAGCUAAAUUUAAUUUCCAAGAUCUUCGCCAAAUGCCAAGUUGUGAGUGUGAUUCCUCUUUUCUGGAUGUGAUGAAUGAGAUUCGAUGUCAUAUCAGAAGAAACUCUUUUUAA